AUGUCUAAGAUCCAAGUUAAGACACCUGUCGUUGAGAUGGAUGGUGACGAAAUGACCAGGAUCAUUUGGGAAUUCAUUAAGGAUAAGUUGAUCUUUCCUUAUUUAGAUAUCAACUUGGAGUACUAUGAUUUAGGCAUUGAGUACAGAGAUAAGACCGAUGAUCAAGUGACUGUUGAUGCUGCUAAUGCCAUUUUGAAACAUGGUGUUGGUAUCAAAUGUGCUACAAUCACUCCUGACGAGGCAAGAGUUAAGGAAUUUAACUUGAAGAAGAUGUGGUUAUCACCAAAUGGUACCUUAAGAAAUAUCUUGGGUGGUACGGUAUUCAGGGAACCUAUUGUCAUUGAAAACAUUCCUAGAAUUGUUCCUAGUUGGGAAAAGCCUAUCAUCAUUGGUAGACAUGCCUUUGGGGAUCAAUAUAAGGCUACUGAUAUUGUAGUUCCUAGUGCUGGUCAAUUGACAUUGGUGUUUAAACCAGACGAUGGCUCUACUCCUCAAGAAUACCCAGUGUACCAUUUUGACGAUGCUGGCGUUGCCAUGUCUAUGUAUAACACUGAUAAAUCUAUUACCGAUUUUGCUCAUUCAUCAUUCAAAUUGGCCAUUGACCGUAAGUUGAACUUGUUUUCCACGACCAAGAAUACCAUUUUGAAGAGAUAUGAUGGUAGAUUCAAAGAUAUCUUUGAGGAAUUGUAUGCUUCUACAUACAAGGCUGAAAUGGAUAAGGUGGGAAUUUGGUUUGAACACAGAUUAAUCGAUGAUAUGGUUGCGCAAAUGUUAAAAUCAAAAGGUGGCUACAUCAUUGCUAUGAAGAACUACGAUGGGGAUGUGCAAUCUGAUAUUGUUGCCCAAGGAUUUGGAUCUUUGGGCUUAAUGACAUCUGUAUUGAUGACUCCAGAUGGGAAGGCUUUUGAAUCUGAAGCUGCUCAUGGAACCGUCACAAGACAUUACAGACAACAUCAACAGGGGAAGGAGACAUCCACCAAUUCCAUUGCUUCAAUAUUUGCAUGGACCAGAGGGUUGAUCCAAAGAGGUAAGUUGGAUGGUACACCUGACGUGGUUAAAUUUGGUGAAAACUUGGAAGCUGCUGUUAUCGAUACAGUUGCUAAGGAUAACAUUAUGACUAAAGAUUUGGCCCUAACUCAAGGUAAGACAGACAGAGCCAGUUAUGUUACCACUGAAGAAUUCAUUGAUGCUGUCAAAGCCAGAUUGGAUAAGAACUUGGCUGCUUAA
Messenger RNA from Lizanozyma spartinae, 1227 nucleotides. It is a transcript of the gene IDP2, whose product is annotated as isocitrate dehydrogenase (NADP(+)). Gene Ontology annotation, biological process: isocitrate metabolic process. Gene Ontology annotation, cellular component: mitochondrion. The transcript has a single exon. Gene Ontology annotation, molecular function: isocitrate dehydrogenase (NADP+) activity; NAD binding; magnesium ion binding. The record is from RefSeq and is a predicted model, not a curated record. Bases 1 to 1227 code for a protein of 408 amino acids. Lineage: Eukaryota; Fungi; Ascomycota; Pichiomycetes; Serinales; Debaryomycetaceae.